Molecule: messenger RNA, 2261 nt
Organism: Malaya genurostris
Lineage: Eukaryota; Metazoa; Arthropoda; Insecta; Diptera; Culicidae
Product: probable ATP-dependent RNA helicase DDX10
Exons: 2
Coding region: 98-2230 (710 amino acids)
Biological process (GO): rRNA processing
Cellular component (GO): nucleus
Molecular function (GO): RNA helicase activity; ATP binding; nucleic acid binding
Source: RefSeq, a predicted model, not a curated record
UUAUUUUGUUUUUCGGGUACGUGUUAGUAAUGUAUACAAAAACAUGUGCGCCAAGUUCGGCGAUUCCAGUGCAGAUUAAAAAAAGUUCGUAAUUAUCAUGGCAAAACACAAAUUUGAAAAUAAGGGACCACACAACACAAAACUUAAAAGUGAGAAGCCUAAAAAUCGCUCACAGCAUAAACGAAAAGGAAACAAGUUGAAGUUUUCAAUAGAAGACGAAACUGUUGAAAUUGGUCAACUGAGAGAUAAAUAUGCCAAUACGAAAGUUGAAGAACACAGUAAGUUCUCGGAUUUUCCUCUUUCAAGGAAGACCCUUCAGGGCUUAUCAAAUGGUCAAUACAAAACACCUACUGCAAUCCAACGGGAAUCAAUUUUACCGGCGCUUCUUGGUAAAGAUGUUCUUGCGGCGGCCAAAACCGGAAGCGGAAAAACACUUGCGUUUCUGAUUCCAGUAUUUGAAAAAUUGUUCGCUAGUCAGUGGACUCGUUUAGAUGGACUUGGUGCUUUAAUAAUAACGCCCACUCGUGAGUUGGCAUUGCAGAUUUUUGAGACUGUCGCUAAAAUUGGAAAACACCAUGAUUUCACUACUGGUCUGAUAAUUGGUGGCCAAAAUCUAAAGUUUGAAAGAAAUCGACUACAUCAGUUGAAUAUUAUCAUUUGUACGCCGGGUCGUUUGCUACAGCACAUGGAUCAAAAUCCGCUAUUUGAUUGCACCAAUCUCAAAAUAUUGGUUCUAGAUGAAGCUGAUCGUUGUUUAGAUAUGGGUUUUGAAAUGGCUAUGAAUUCUAUUAUCGAGAAUUUACCAAAACAACGACAAACGUUACUGUUUUCGGCAACUCAAACAAAAUCAGUGAAAGAUUUAGCUCGUUUGAAUCUGAAGGAUCCGGUUUAUAUUGCACCACACGAGUCGGAAAAGUACACGACUCCAAAUCGUCUGCAACAAAAUUACAUAGCAAUAGAACUUGGUGACAAGCUGACGAUGCUGUGGUCAUUUCUAAAGGCCCACCCUAAACAGAAAAUUAUUGUGUUCUUUGCCACUUGCAAACAGGUGAAAUACUUUUAUGAGAUAUUUCGUAAGCUUCGUCCGAGCAUUCUACUUCUUCCGCUUUAUGGUGGCAUGAACCAGGAGAAACGGAACAAAAUCUACGCGGAGUUUUGCGCUCGCAGUAAUGUGUGCCUAAUGGCAACGGAUAUUGCAUCUCGAGGUCUCGAUUUUCCUAAAGUAAAUUGGGUUGUUCAGUUAGAUUGCCCAGAAGAUGCCACCCAAUACAUUCAUCGCGCUGGGCGAACCGCCCGUCUCAACACUAGUGGCGAAAGUUUGCUUGUUUUACUUCCACAGGAAGAAUCAGGUGUAAUGUGCAUGCUGGAAAAGGCGAAGGUACCAAUCAACCAAAUUAACAUUGAUGAAAAGCAACUGUUUUCACCGUUGGUAAAAAUACAAUCUUUUUUGGCUCAGUCGCCCGAUCUGAAAGAAAUGGCGAAACGAGCAUUCGUUGCUUAUGUGAAAUCGGUUGCAUUGAUGAAAGAUAAGACUGUAUUUGAUGUUUCUAAGCUAGAUUUGGAAAGAUAUGCCAAAUCAUUGGGACUAUUGGUUACCCCUCGUGUACGUUUUUUGUCCAAAAUUGGUGGUAAAUCAAAGAACGUCAAUACAAAUGUUAAAGUAACGUUGGAUGAAAAUGACGAAGAUGAUGAUGAUGAUUUGUUCACCGUCAAGAAACAAACUGUACAAGAACUAGCCAGUUUGGUUAAUGUCCCGUCUAGUACGGAGCCAAAGAAAAAAUUGACUAAAGUUAAACUACUGAAAAAAUCAAUGAUAACUAAUAAAAAAAUCAAUUUCGAUGAUAAUGGUGAUGUUUUAGAAGAAGAGAUGAGAAAUGAUGCUUAUGAUAUCGAGAAAGCUCGAGCUCAACUUCGCCUGAAUGAUAUCGACGACAAGGAACGAUACAAAAAUCUGAAAAAGGCGAAACGAAUAGCUAAAAAGGAAAAACUGAAACGGAAAGCAGAGGAGGAUGACGAGGAUCGAUUCGGUAGUGAUGAUGAGAACAGUGUCAAUCUAGAUUGGCUUCCAGAUCCCGAUAAAGUGUAUUCUAUUGAAACAGGAAAAAAUGAACAAGUUGAAGGAAACACAGCUUUGCAUAAAAAAUCCUCUAAGAAACGAAAAAUCGCUAUCGACGUAAAAGACAUUACACUAAAUGAAGCAGAGUGCCUAGCGAUGAACCUUCUCCAAUAAAUUGAUUUAUUUAUCCAUAAAAAGAAACAAA